Molecule: messenger RNA, 633 nt
Organism: Neoarthrinium moseri
Lineage: Eukaryota; Fungi; Ascomycota; Sordariomycetes; Amphisphaeriales; Apiosporaceae
Exons: 2
Coding region: 1-633 (210 amino acids)
Biological process (GO): cellular response to oxidative stress
Source: RefSeq, a predicted model, not a curated record
AUGGCCUCGCACAUCACCACGGACCAGUUCCUGGCGGCUGCCAAGUACCGCCGCACGGUCUACGCUCUUAAGGGCUCUUCCUCUGUAUCCGACAGCCGCAUCGAGGAGGUCGUCAAGGACGUCCUCUCGUUCGCCCCCUCAUCAUACAACACCCAAUCCGCACGUAUCACUCUGGUCCUUGGCGACAAGCACAAGCAGUUCUGGGACAUUGUCAUCAAGGAGUCCGAGCCGAUCCUGAAGGGUGCCGGUGAGGCUGUCUGGAACGCUAUGGAGCCCCGCUUCCAGGGCUUCAAGAACGCAUACGGAUCUGUCGUCUUCUGGGAAGAUGGAAAGACCAUCAAGCAGGCUCAGGAUACCCACAAGGCUUCUGCUGCCAUGUUCCCAGAGUGGGCAGACCAUGCCUCUGGUAUGCACCAACUUCUCGUUUGGACUGCUUUGGAACUUGAGGGUCUCGGUGCCAACUUGCAGCACAUGAACGCCAUCCCGCCGGUUGAGGCUGCGCUCAAGAAGUUCUUGGACGUGCCAGAGGAGUGGAAGCUCAAGGCCCACCUGAACUUCGGUGACGAGGCUCAGCCCCACCCUGACGCACCGCAGAAGCUGCCCGUCAGCGAGACCUUCAAGGUGGUUUCGUAG